Messenger RNA from Arctia plantaginis, 309 nucleotides. NCBI's taxonomy places the organism in Eukaryota, Metazoa, Arthropoda, Insecta, Lepidoptera, Erebidae. The record is from the annotation of a GenBank genome assembly.
AUGCUUCUGAAGUCUUGUUCUGAAUGGGACAUUGACGUUGAUAAAGUUUCGGCUGUAGUAACGGAUAACGCAGCAUCUAUGAUUAAGGCGGUCGAUCUGGCCUUUGGUAAAAAACACAUACCGUGUUUUGCGCACACUUUAAAUUUAGUUGCGUUAAAUGCGAUACAACACUGUCCAGAAUUACAAAAUCUAAUAACUAAGGUCAAGACUAUUGUAACAUGGUUCAAACAAAGUAAUACAGCAAGCAAUGAAUUAAGAAAAGCCACAGAAAAAGAGUUUCAACAAGAUGGAACAGCACUUAUUAUAUGA